Messenger RNA from Pistacia vera, 1347 nucleotides. RefSeq names its product lysM domain receptor-like kinase 3. Gene Ontology annotation, biological process: protein phosphorylation. The coding region runs from base 1 to 1347 and encodes 448 amino acids. The transcript has a single exon. NCBI's taxonomy places the organism in Eukaryota, Viridiplantae, Streptophyta, Magnoliopsida, Sapindales, Anacardiaceae. The record is from RefSeq and is a predicted model, not a curated record. Gene Ontology annotation, molecular function: ATP binding; protein kinase activity.
AUGUGCAAAACGAAAAUGGCAACCCACGCCACCGAUCCCACCCCAACUCGCCCCACUCAAUCCUCUCAAACCCGCCGAACUCGCUCCUCUCAAUCCCCUCGUACUCCACCGAACUUUUCCGAUCCUUCUACUUCUUCAACCAGCGCCGAAUACGCAGCCCCCACCUCUUCUUCAUCUCAAUUCAAACCUUCGUCUUCAGGUACAUCCAUUUCAAGUCGAACUUCUUUAUCCAGUCUCCGGGAAUCCAUCUCCGAAAGCCCUAACAUCUAUAGGUUUUCCGAAAUUCGGGCCGCCACUAACAAUUUCUUAUUGAAGAAACACUCUUCGUCUUCCUCCAACUGUUGGCGCUGCAACUUGCGCGGCCGUGACGUCAUCAUUUUCCAACGCAAGUUUUGUCGAAAACUCCAGAUGCAGCAUUUGAAAGAGAGAUUAUCGGUGAUCUGUCGGAGCCACCACAGCAGCAUCAUCAAGUUACAUGGCGCUUCUAUAUCUGAUGAUUAUAUUUAUCUCGUUUAUGAAUUCAUCAACGGUGCAAAUUUAUCUGAUUGUUUGAGAAAUUCAAAGAAUCCGGAUUUUACUGUAUUGUCCACGUGGAUGUCGAGAAUGCAGAUCGCCACAGAUCUCGCACAUGGCCUUGAUUACAUUCAUAAUAACACCGGCUUGAACUUGACUCUUGUUCAUAAUCAUAUUAAGAGUAGUAGCAUUAUAGUGACGGAGCCGUCGUUUAACGCUAAGAUUUGUCAUUUCGGCACGGCUCAGUUGUGCGGAGAAUCGGAGGAGGAAUCUGAAAGAAGAGAUAAAGGUUCAGAUUUCGGAAAAGUGACCGAAAUAUCGGAAAUAAUAGAGGAAGAACCGGUUGUAUCGUUAAAGAGAUCGAGUAGUAAGAAGAUGCAAUUCGAAGGAGUGAGAGGUUACAUGUCGCCGGAAUUUCGGGAGACCGGAAUUCCGACGCAGAAAUCGGACGUGUACGGUUUAGGCGUGGUUAUAUUGGAGCUUUUAUCAGGUGAAGAGCCUUUUAAAUACAAGUUUGACAAGUCACGUGGCGAAUUCAUGAGAACUUCGGUGACUGAAACCGCUAGAUUGGCGAUGAACGGAGGUGAUGAUGGCAGUGGAAGGGAGGGGAGAUUAAGGAAGUGGAUUGAUAAAAGACUUAGGGAUUCUUUUCCGAUCGAUGUGGCAGAGAAGUUGAUACGUGUCGCAUUGGAGUGCGCUGAUGUUGAUCCUGAUAAGCGGCCAGAUAUGGGACGCGUGUCGCGGAAGAUUUCGAAGUUGUAUUUGGAUUCUCGGGUUUGGGUGGAUAAAUUUAAACCUCCUAGCGACAUAACGUAUUCUCUGGGGCCGAGAUAG